CACAGUGCUCCGCGACAGCCGCUAUGGAGGCCGGCAGGACUGCAGUGCUUCGCGUGAAGCGGAAGCGCAGCGCAGAGCCUGCCGAAGCCCUUGUCCUCUCUUGUAAACGCCUCCGGAGCGGCGCCGUCGAGUCGGCGACCCAAAAGACACCCCCCGAGGAUCUGGAGAGAGGGCCAGAGAAUAAUGUCUUCCAAUUGGUGGCCACUGUGCGCUCCCAGGAGGAGCCAGUCCAGGCGCUCGUUCGAGCCGCCCUGCGCCCUUCCCGGGGCAGCCAGCAGCGUAUCCGCCGCGAUCUCCGCGCUUCGGCUCGGGAGAUCCGGCAGGAGGGCCGCUACAGGGUGAUCUCUGGCCGCCGGUCCUCGGGGAUUCCCUCGGGUGGCCCAGAGUCCGAAGACGCACCGGGAAACCCAGAAGCAUCCGAGGACGCAGGUUUCCAGCUGUUCGACCUGGUCCACGAGGAAGGAGACCCAGAGGCCGUCGCCACCGCAGGCUCCUCCAAAACAUCUGACCCGGAUGUGAUCCUCUGCAAUUCCGUAGAGUUGAUCCGUGAACGGCUGGCUCUAUCUGACGAUGGACCAAGAAUCGGGCACCAGGAGGAGCAGAAGGAUGACUAUGUGUAUGACAUAUACUACUUGGAGAUGGCCACUCCAGGAUGGAUUGAGAACAUCCUCUCUGUGCAGCCCUAUUGCCAGGAGUGGGAGCUGGUGAAUGAUGACCAGCAACCAGAAGAUAUUUAUGAAGAUGAUGAUGAUGAGAACAGUGAGAAUAACUGGCGCAAUGAGUAUCCAGAGGAGGAGAACACUGAUGGAGAUGAGUCCAGAGGUACAUGGGUGGCAGCCUUGGAUGGGAAGGAAUUAGUGGGAUCCAAGACUGAGGUGUGA
Messenger RNA from Leptonychotes weddellii (Weddell seal), 881 nucleotides. Lineage: Eukaryota; Metazoa; Chordata; Mammalia; Carnivora; Phocidae. The record is from RefSeq and is a predicted model, not a curated record.